ACUGUGUUUUCAAAUGGUGUGGAACAUAGGGAGUGCAUGAGACAUCUAGUGACGAACUUUCAAAAGAGGUAUAGAGGGGCUGUUUUCAAGAAACACCUAUGGCCUGCAUGUAGAGCAUAUAACAAGUGUCAUUAUGAUCAUCACUACAACACCAUGCAGAGAGCAUCUCCAAAUGCAAUGAAAUGGAUAGAAGAUAACCACAAACAUUUGUGGAACCGGUGGAGGUUCUCACCUGAAAGCAAGUGUGACUAUGUCACAAACAAUAUUGCAGAGACAUUUAAUAGUUGGAUCAGAAAGGAGAAAGCACUACCAGUCAUCCCAUUGAUGGAUAGAAUAAGGCAGAUGAUCAUGGAGAAGCAUGACCUUAGAAGAAGAUUAGCAAACAAGAUGACUGACAAGAUCAUUCCUCACAUAACAAGAGAACUGAAUGCAAAGAGUAGGAACCUAAACUAUGUGAUUCAUAGAGGACACAAUAACACAGCUGAGGUUCAAGGGACAACUAAAGAGCUGAAGACUUGGAGACACAUUGUUGAUCUAGAUAAAAGAACAUGUAGUUGUAACAGGUGGCAGAUCACUGGGCUCCCCUGCACCCAUGCCCUUUGCUUCAUUAACUCACUGAGAAAUAGGAAUGCAGAGGACUAUGUUGAUGCCUACUACUCUGUUGAACUAUUCAAGAAGGCAUAUGCAGGAAUUGUAAUGCCUAUGACAGAUAAGAACAAUUGGCCCAAGGUGAACAUGGGUUUCAAGCUUUGGCCACCAGUCUUAAAGAGGGCAGCUGGCAGACCUAGAGCAAGAAGGAUGAAGAGUGCAGCAGAAGGAGGGAAAUCUACUCGAACGCAGAGGCAGUGCAAGAGGUGUGGCCAAUUUGGUCACAUGAUGAAGACUUGCAAUGAGACUGUGUAUGACAGUGAUGCUCCACCUCCAGCCCCACCGAAACCGAAACGAGUGAAGAAGAAAUUAAAGGAUGCAAGCACUACAUCAACUAAAGAGUCCCAAACUGGGUCAUGUUCUAUCACCAUUGCAAUAACAAACAGUCCUGCAGGCAACACAAGAAGUCGCAAGAGGAGGAUCCAAGAAGAUGGUGCAAAAUCAACCGAUGGAGGCUGUGCUGUGAAGGGAAAAAAAACCAAACAAAGCAAUGGAGGCAAGGUGCAACUGAGGAAAGAAAAAGGCAAGGCCAAGAAGAAGCUACUGAUGGAUGUGCUGAAAUAAGUGGAAGUUCUAUGUUUCUCACGUACUAAUAAUGCUUUUGAGAGAUGACUUGUCAUGUUGUCUACAACUAUGCUUUUGUGGCCUUUGAUGGCAGUUAUGUCUAGAACUAUGCUCGUGUGUAUUCUGCCUUGUGAUGUUAGAGAC
This is a messenger RNA of Panicum virgatum (switchgrass), 1356 nucleotides long. RefSeq lists its product as uncharacterized. Gene Ontology annotation, molecular function: nucleic acid binding; zinc ion binding. Lineage: Eukaryota; Viridiplantae; Streptophyta; Magnoliopsida; Poales; Poaceae. The transcript is spliced from 2 exons. Bases 37 to 1212 code for a protein of 391 amino acids. The record is from RefSeq and is a predicted model, not a curated record.